Messenger RNA from Hibiscus syriacus, 1582 nucleotides. RefSeq names its product probable protein phosphatase 2C 42. NCBI's taxonomy places the organism in Eukaryota, Viridiplantae, Streptophyta, Magnoliopsida, Malvales, Malvaceae. Bases 186 to 1343 code for a protein of 385 amino acids. Gene Ontology annotation, biological process: protein dephosphorylation. The transcript has 4 exons. Gene Ontology annotation, molecular function: cation binding; protein serine/threonine phosphatase activity. The record is from RefSeq and is a predicted model, not a curated record.
UUAAUUUUAAUCAUAAUCAAUCAUCAUACCAUUCUUUGAUUCAUCGGUUUUAGGGACUUGGGAAUUUUGGAUUUGUUUUUUUUAAGCUCAGAUCAAAUUAUACUGUGAAAAAAAUGGGGAAUAUACGGUGGAUGUAGGAUUUUGAGAGGGGGGAUUGGGUUUUUGUUUUUGAUGAGAGAUGUCUGAUGCUCCAGGGAUUAAUGAAUCUGUUCUCGGUUUGCUGGAGCCCGUUUGGGAAUGAAGUAGAAAACCACGAAACAAACGGCGUUCUCGGCGGCGGCGGCGGCGGAAGUAGCGGUGGCUCAAGGGAAGUUAGAGACGGGUUUCUUUGGUUUCGUGAUAUAGGGAAAUAUGGGUCCGGCGAAUUUUCCAUGGCCGUGAUCCAAGCGAACCAGGUGCUCGAGGACCAGAGCCAGAUCGAGUCGGGCCAAUUCGGCACCUUCGUCGGAAUCUAUGACGGACACGGAGGACCCGAGGCGGCACGUUACGUUUGCGAUCACUUGUUCAGCAAUUUUCGAGCAAUAGUGGCUGAAUCGGGGGGAGUUGUGACCGCUGAGACCAUUCAAAGAGCUUUUCAACAAACGGAAGAAGGGUUUACGGCCCUGGUGUCGGAGCUAUGGAGUACUCGACCAAAUAUGGCAACGGUUGGGACAUGCUCUCUGGUAGGAGUAAUUUAUCAGCAAACACUUUUCAUUGCGAAUCUGGGUGAUUCUCGUGUUGUGUUGGGCAAGAAAGUUGGCAACACCGGAGAAAUUGCUGCUAUACAAUUGUCAACAGAACACAAUGCAAACAUCGAGGCUAUUAGACAUGAACUUGAGGAUUUACACCCGAAUGAUCCGCAAAUCGUUAUUCUCAAGCACGGAGUUUGGAGAGUGAAGGGCAUUAUUCAGGUUUCUAAAUCGAUAGGCGAUGUUUAUAUGAAACAUGCGCGGUAUAACAGGGAACCGAUUAAUGCAAAAUUCAGACUUCCUGAACCAAUGGACAUGCCAAUAUUAAGUGCCAAUCCAACAAUUAUUUCCCACGAUAUCCACCGGAAUGAUUCGUUCCUUAUAUUUGCAUCCGAUGGUCUAUGGGAGCACUUGAGCAACGAAAAAGCUGUGGCCAUUGCCCAUAGUCAUCCACGCGCGGGGAGUGCUAAAAGGCUGGUCAAGGCUGCCCUACAAGAAGCAGCGAGAAAACGUGAAAUGAGAUAUUCAGAUCUUCGGAAGAUCGACAAGAAGGUUCGACGUCAUUUCCACGACGAUAUUACUGUUAUUGUGUUAUUCUUUAAUCAUGAUCUUAUAUCCAGAGGUGCUUUCCAAGACCCUCCGGUAUCGAUUCGAAGUGCACUAGAACACAGAUAAGUUCAUAUCGCCAAAUAGAUAACUGCUUCGUCUGGUUUUUGUGAUUCAAACAAACGAAACUCCGCUACCAGUGGAUGAUAUUUCCUGGUUCACCGAUAUAUCAGAUGCACCGGUCCUAUACCGGUAUAGGGAGAGGAUUCUAAUGUAAAAUGUUAAAGAGUCGGACCAUCAUCAUUUACCGCAUAUUCGUUGUAACUCGGUGUAUAAUCUAAUCGAAUGGUUGUAGUUGUUUCCUUUGA